CCAGCUCCACUUCAGAUCAAAUUAAAAUAAGCUUUAGUGAGAGCAAACCGCACGACCUUCCUUCAUCCUGUGUUUUACAUAUCACACACACACACACUACAAGGGACAUGUCCCUUUGUUGUUUUUAUGUAAGGCUAAUAGCAAUGACUGCAGACCAACAAUAUUGAUAAAACUUCAAUGUUUUGUAUUUUAUAGAUGUUUUUUUUUUUUUUAAAGAAUGGUAAAAACUUUAAAAUUCACAUUUCCUAUCAAAGACACCCAUAGAUUUUGUGAGAUUACGAUAAUAUUAUAAUUUAUAUUUUUAAUUAGUUUUUUUCUUAUUUCUUAUUUGUUCAUUUCAAGAUUAUUUUUAUUUUUUUCUCGUUUGUUUGAGCCUUAUACAGAAACAGAGACUCAACCAAUGGUGUGAGUUUGGGGGCGGGACUUUCUAUUUAUCCAACCAAUGACAGGUGAGAUGAGUGUCUCAGAAAGAUGUUUGAAAAAGGUGUUUUGGUACCAGUGCCACAGAUAAGAUGCACAAUACUUGUAUUCCUCAUUUCAACAGGCCUUUUUUAAACUGAACCUAAACUGAAACCUCUUUUGAUUGUAAAGUGUGUCAGUGCAUCCUUCUUUACAGCAAAUAACACCAGCUGUCUAUUCUGCUAAACAUUCAGACAUACUAGUAAUAAUAAUAUAUCAUGGGGGGGACGGGACUAUUUUUAAAACCAAGCAUUAUGUUUUCUAACAAAACACACAAAUUUGCAAACUGCAAACACUCCUUUGACCCUAAAUCUUGAACACGUUUGGACAGUGUGUGUGUGUGUGUGUGUGUCCAGACCUCCUAUCAGCAACUAAUGUGACCAAACAGGAGGGGGAAACCAGGACACACAGCGGGAUUAAAACACACACACACAUGCACACACACAGAGAGAGAGGGAGAGAGAGAGAGAGAGAGAGAGAGAGAGGGAGGAGAUACGAGACGCUCAGUUCACCAGUAGAUGGAAAGAGAGACAGAUGUGCUCGUGAGAGAGAGAGACAGAUCAUAAACACAGACAAGAGAAAAUCACACAGACGGAUGUAAGAAAGAAGAACAGAAACACACGGAGGAGUCCGAUCUCACAGGAAUAUAGGAGAAACAGAACGAGAGAAAGAGAGAGAUGAAGAGAUGCAGAGAUGAAGAACAGUCCGUUCACCUACACAACACUCUGUGAUGAAGACAGGCAAACAAUGAAUUUGAAGACUUUGACUGGAUUGAUGACAAGACGGAUGUGAAAACGGAUUUCUGACCAAUGCGAUCAUUUCUAAUGCUGUGGAAUACAACUUCCCCAAACACAUACCUGUAGAUAGUAUGCUUAUAAACGAAGGCCACAUCCCCUCCAGCUCCUCGUCAGGGGGCUGAGACAAUCAGACGAGGUCAUGGGCCGACGGGCAGCUGACACAUCCAAUGCGGUGCCGGCACUGGAGGUGCCUCUAGCUGGUGGUCGGGCUGUCCUGUCUCAGAAAUGGGGCGCUUUGUGCAGCGUUGGCGUCCAAACAUCGCCGGGUCUCCGCUCGCUUCCCUCAAUGAAGAAGAGGACUCAAACUGUCAGUACGGCCAAUGGACCGACUGCCGAAACAAUGUCGCUAGACCGGGUGAGACGUUGUGAAGUCAACGGGAGUCUUGUCGACAAGACAGUAUCCAGGAACCAUGUGGCACAGGACAGGACGUCCCAGGAAAGCGAUGUGUAUUGUCAAAUCAAAGCAAAUCCAAACCAAUCUGGACUAAGAGGGAGUUUAAAAAGAACCCCUCGGUAUGUUAACGGAAGUAUUGUUGCGCCAGAGGUGGUGGGUGGAGUUUGUAGUGAAGGGGCGGAGUCUGAGGAAGCAAGGCAGCAGAGUCAAACAAUGAUACGUGAAUGUAGGCGGGGUCAGUCGCUGAAAGGGGAGGCAGCCAGGCCAGCCACCUGCUCGUACAACACGCCCCCUCGCCCAUGUCGCAUGAUGACAUUAUCUCCCAGACUUUGCGCCAGCUGUGGGCGGAGACAAUCUCAAGCCCCACCCUGCAUGGCGCCUGCUUGUCGCAAACGAGCUGCCAGUCAGGUUCAAGCAAGCAUGACUCUUCCGACACCACCGAGGAAAAGCUGUUCGCCUCGCUUGCAGAAAAGAAACUCAACGGUUGGACAGCCAACGUAUGCGCAAAUUCCGAAUCACAUUUUGCAAAAUGCAUGCUCCACCCCUUCACAAUCCAACAAAAAAGAUGCGCAAACAGAGACAUCGACACAGUUUGAAAAACCCAAUAAUGACUCGACGACACACAAAACGCAACACACGCAAACACGAGUCAAAACAGAAUCAACCGCACAACAUGCACCACAAGAUGCAAAGGACAAGUGUGCGACUACGCAAACACACAAAUCUCCCAUGUCUAAACCGAUUGGCUGUGAGUCCCAAGCCACACCCACUCCUCCACCCAAGAAAGACUUGAAACCAAUACAGGUCAAAAGUAAACCAGCACCUCCAGAGCUUCUGAUUAGCUCAGGGACGGAGCCUAAACCACAAACCCCGCCUCCUCCUCCAUCAGAACCUAAAAAUGAGACGGAAACGGACUCUAAAGACACCCACCCACCUGCAACAGACAAUAUCCCACAAUGCAAAGGUGCACCUGGCGUUCUACAUGGACUGCUGCAAAAUGUAGAAGAAAAUCUGCUGUAUAAUCAGGAAAAGAUCAAAGUUCUUCUCAAUGUCAUUCAGGAUCUGGAGAAGAACAAAGCAAUGAGUGAAGGGCGUUGUUCUUACAGAACAGGUCAGGACAUCAACAACUGUUCAACCUGCCAGAAAACAGCCUGCAUUAUAUACAGUGUGGAGCACGACUUCCGUGUUCAGGAGGGACGAUUACAAAGCAUUCUGGAAGCCUUGGAUGAAGCAGAAUACGAUGUUCCUGCCCCCGUCCCAAAGCCCGCAUACAUGCGCCCUCGGACCAAAAGCCGCGUCAAGAAACUGCGAAAGAAGUGUUUCUGGUGGCUGUAGAGAGCCACCGCCAGCUUAGAUUGCCACAGAAAUUCAUAACUGAGUUUGUUUGCAUUCAUGGAAAAUGCACCAGCAUCACCGCUGUGGUUAUGAUGUUGAAAAUCCACACUUAUGGACAUAUAUGCUUCAUAACACAGUCCAGGAUAAAGGAUUUGUUAAAAGCAGUACUCUUACCGAACGGAUUAUGCUUUGAAAUAAUUGUUACAUUGUGACAAACUUCUCAAAGCCACGGCUGAACCAAAAGCUCAUCUGGCAUCCUGAAAACUUGAGGACCGUUUAAAACCCAAGGAUAACCACAAGACCUUGCAUCUAACCAGUCAAUAAAUCCCCUUCAUAGUGUCUGACAGAGGCAGAAUGCAGUCGAUAUCUCUCUUUACGCUGAUGGACGGAGUUUUAUCCUGACGGAGAUUCUCUGUCUCAUCUCCUCGUCAACGUUCGCUGACCUUUGUGUGUGGAUGGCUUUCGUCCCCGACUAAUGAAUGUCUAGCGCUCUGUGCCCAAACCUAGCAAUCUGCCUACCUACACAGCAUUUUAAGUAACCGGUAGUUGAGCCCCCCAUGCGGAGGCAGCUCUUCAAUAUAGGCCGUCUCAUAAGAUGCAACCACACUGCAUUGUCCUUAAUGGAAAAAUCUAAGUUCUUACACCUACUGCUUAAACAAAGAGUUCACCCAAAUAUUGAAAUUUGCUUAAAAUGAACUGAAUGAUUUGGAGAUAUGUAGCAUUACACCACUUGCUCACUAAUGGAUCCUCUGCAGUGAAUGGGUGCCGUCAGAAUGAGAGUCCAAACUCUUAGCUGAUAAAUAAUCCACAAGUAAUCCACACCACUGCAGUCCAUCAACUGAAGGGAUACUCCACCCAAAAAUGAAAAUUUAGUCAUUAAUCACGUACCCCCAUGUCGUUCCAAACAGGUAAAAGCUUUGUUCGUCUUCAGAAGACAAUGAUAUUUUGGAUGAAAACCAGGAGGCUUGUGACUGUCCCAUUGACUGACAAAUAAAAUACAAUGCCCAGAAAAGGUCCAGAAAAGUAUGAAAAGCAUCAUCAGAAUUGUCCAUCUGCCAUCAGUGGUUCAACCGUAACGUUAUGAAGCGACGAGAAUACUAUUGGAACGUUAAUAAAAAAAAAAUAACGACUUUAUUCAACAGUUCGUUUCCUCUGUGUCUCUCCGUAUCACUGUAGCGCCAUUUUUGAGAAUCGGAGCUGUACGCAGACAGUUUAUGCUCUUCUGUGUCAGCCGCGCCACAAGGAUAUAGUUUCUAUGUAUAUUUACACUUUGAUUUGAAAGAAAACAGCGUAUCAGUGCACCUCGGCUGACACAGAAGAGCGUAAGCUAAGUAAGUACAGAUCAGAUUCUCCAAAAUGGCACAACAGUGAUGCAGAGAGAAACAGAAGAGAUGAACUGUUGAAUAAAGUUGUUAUUUUUGUUUUCUUUGCAUACAAAAAGUACUGUAGUCACUUCAUAACAUUAUGGUUGAACCACUGAUGGCAGGUGGACUAUUCUGAAGAUGUCUUUCAUACUUUUCUGGACCUUGACAGUGUAUUUACUUGGCAGUCUAUGGGACAGUCACAAGCCUCCCAGUUUUCAUCCAAAAUAUCAUUUUAAAUAUCAAAUCAAAUCAUAUCAAAGCUGUUACUGGUUGGGAACAACAUGGAGGUAAGUGAUUAAUGACAAAAUUUUCAUUUUGGGUUGGAGUAUUCCUUUAAUGUCUUGAGAAGUGAUUAAGAUGUUUUUAACUUCAAACAGUUGCUUUUGUCCAAAAUACGAGUCUAGAAUCCUUAAUAACGCUUCCUCCAGUGAAAUAGUCUGUCCAAUUGUCCUCUCAUGUCAAAAUCAACACACAUAUUUGUUAAUAGCUUUGGAAAAUUUCCACUUGUAAACAGAACUUGAACUGUGGAUAUUUCUCUCCUCAUUCAGACGGGACUACGUUUUUACUGAAGAAAGCAUUAUUAUGGAUUAUGCACUCCUAUUUUGGCCGGAAGCAACAGUUUGAAGUUAAAAACUUCUUAACAAUGGAUUAAUUUCUUACAAACAUGCAGAUUUUCACUUGACAAGACAUUAAUCGGUGGAUUGGAGUGGUGUACACUACUUGUGUAUUAUUGUGAUGCUUUUAUCAGCUGUUUGCACUCUCAUUCUGACGGCACCCAUUCACUGCAGAGGAUCCAUUGGUGAGCAAGUGAUAUAAGGCUACGUUUCUCCAAAUCUGUUCUGAUGAAGAAACAAACUCAUCUACAUCUUGGACAUCCUGAAGGUGAGUGCAUUUUCUGCAAAUUUUCAUUUUUAGUGUGAACUAUUCCUUUAAUUGGAACCAAUCAGUUGGAAGCAAUCACACACUCUUUUUCAGUAAGGAUGCUGCCUAUUUAGACAGUAGGCAGCUCACUGGGUGUUGCAACUGACUUUAAAUGUAUUAAAGAAUGAAGUGCAGAAUUUAACAUUUUAUAGUUCUAAAAUUCUCAAGUUUCAAUGUGGUUCUAAAAGCAAAACAAGAUUGAAAGAGUGACUAAAGUGGCUGUUCAUACCAAACAUUCUUGCAUUACAUCUCACCAUUUUUGUUUGUACAUAUGAUCAUAAACAUGUAAUUUUAAGACACUGUCAAAUUAAAAGAAACUUUGUUUUUCAAAAGCCAUAUCACAUUUGGUUCCCUUGGGCCAUUUUUAGAUGUAUGUGAAUGACCCUGUGUCUCAUCAUAAUGACCAUAAUUACUAAAUGAGAUUCUACUCAGAAUUCUUCAGUUUCUCAGAAUCAGAAAUGAUUCAUUUCUAUGGCAACACUCCAUGCCGAAAUUACUGCAAAUUGCUGCAUAACACCAAAAUGGCAGCAUGUCCAGCUUUACUCAUGAUGAAAGAAAAAAUUAUUAAUCACUACAUUAAUUUACUGUACCUCCAUAUUCUCAGUGAUUGUGCAUCCUGUAACAAUAGUAAAGAUAAUACAUGUCUAGAGACACAGCAGCUGUUGUUUGACUGUAAUUGAAGCUGCUGCCAGUUUUAGCCGGAGUUUUCAUGAAAUGGUGAGUUCCUGACUUGUAAUUUGGAAGGUCGACAAAAACAUGGGCAGGUUUUACAACUUGGAAACUGGUAAUUAUGGUAAUUUCACCAUGACAUGAAAGUCCUAUUAAUGCAACAUGGAUGCAACCACUAAUUUCCUCACAAACACGUAAGACUAAAUUUAAAGUGUAAAUGUUUGAUGUUCUCACAGACAUUGUAGCUUUAAUGUUUAGAUUCAUUACACUGAUAAAUUUCUCUCUAUCAUUCACAUCGUAUCUUCUCAUAUAUACAGAUGAACACUUUUUGCUUCCUAGAGUACGAACACACAUGCUGGUUCAAACGCACGUCUUCCACUCCGUAUCUGUCCUCUGUUUAUGUCCAGACUUAAAAAUAUACAGUAUAUACAUAUAAACAUAUAAAAUAACAAAUAUUAAAAUCAAUGUAUUUUUAUACGCCGAUAUGCUAAUAGUCUAAGACUACAUUUCCCACAAUGCACUUCUUCUUCCUCCCUCCACUUGUUUGUAAUUGAGAUAUUUAAGAUGACAUCAAUAAAACUGUGUAUUUUAAUGCAGUAAAUGUUUCUGGUCUGGCAUUUGUUUGCUUUAGUAACCAAGUAUGAGCCAUAACAAUAGCGAUAUUUGACUUUAAAGAUAGAAAAGGAGAAUGAAAAGAGAUGAUCUAGUGGUUUUAA
Molecule: messenger RNA, 6655 nt
Organism: Carassius gibelio (silver crucian carp)
Lineage: Eukaryota; Metazoa; Chordata; Actinopteri; Cypriniformes; Cyprinidae
Product: protein INSYN2B-like
Exons: 4
Coding region: 1396-2985 (529 amino acids)
Biological process (GO): inhibitory postsynaptic potential
Cellular component (GO): postsynaptic density
Source: RefSeq, a predicted model, not a curated record